Messenger RNA from Microthlaspi erraticum, 1353 nucleotides. NCBI's taxonomy places the organism in Eukaryota, Viridiplantae, Streptophyta, Magnoliopsida, Brassicales, Brassicaceae. The record is from the annotation of a GenBank genome assembly.
AUGAAACGCAAACGCGAGGCGAAGCAGGACAGGUCUGGGAGCAGCGGAAGUAAGUUAGAUCCGAUCCCUGUGGAUGCAAAGCUGCCUGGGAAGUUUGUGAUAAAGCCCCACCAAAAGAAGAAACGCCAACGCAGGGAUCUGUUAUGCAAUCAGACAGGCACAAGCUCAAGCUCAAGUAAGUUAGAUUCGCUCCCAGAUGAGCUAAAGCUGGAUAUACUGAACAGAUUGCCUGCCAAGUCUCUUGCGAAUUUCCGAUGCGUGUCGAAGAUGUGGUCUUCCAUAAUCCGGAGCCCAGAAUUCGUCCGUUCCUUCUUCUCUCUCUCCUCAAGGCGACCGCGCCUUAUGGUUGCUUUGGGUAACGGGAUAUACAACCGCAGCACUGAGGAGCGGCUUAUCUUCUUCUUCUCGUUUUCACCAGAAGACGAAGAGGAGUCUUCUUCUUUGGUACCAAAUUUCGACAUGGCAAUAUCUUCCGUGACUUUUACUUCCGAUUCGUCUUGCACUUCUGUCCAUGGCUUUCUCGCUGUUAAGGCUGGAGGUCUGUUAAGUAUAUGUAACCCUUGCACGGAGCAAUUUAUCGAGUUCCCCAGUUGCACCACACACGUGGGUUACGAUCCCAUUGGUGAUCAAUACAAAGCAUUAUUCAAGCGGAUGGUAUAUGAAUUUCGAAAUGGAAUACUUAGUCAUCUUCCUGAGCUAAAGGUGUUAACACUUGGAGAAGGUGGAGGAUGGAGACUUAUUAAACCUCCAACUACUAUGCCUAACUUUAAGACCCUGUCAGUGGGAGUAAGCAUCGACGGUUUUGUCUAUUAUGGUGCAUAUAGCCCAGCCCGACCUACGAAUCCAGGUAUUGUGUGUUUUGAUGUUAGAUCUGAGAAGCUAAGUUAUAUCAAAGCACCUCCGGCUGUCGUGCGUUAUGGUGAUGAUUCAAUAUUUAUCGAAUACAAAGGGAAGCUAGCUUCCAUUGUUCCGGCAGACCCUUAUGGUCGUUUCGAAAGAUUUGAUAUGUGGGUACUAGAGGACGUCCACAAACAUGAAUGGUCACAUCAUAUGUGUGUGAUUCCUCUUUCCAUGUGGGAUUUUGUUGGUGGUUUCCGAUUGUCUUUUCCAGGCGCCAACAAGGCUGGUGAGCUCAUCAUGGCCCCAACGAUGCUGUCACGCCAUGUUCAACCUUUUUACAUCUUCUACUACAAUGUUAAAACAAGAAACAUCAGAAGAGUCAGGCUCCUUGGAAUUGGAGACAAUCAAGAGUUUAGGCGCUCUUAUGGAUUCGUAGAACAGUCUGAAUGUCAUGUCCGUAUCUCACCUCAACACAUCGAGAGCAUUGCCUUCUUCAAGAAUCCUACUACGUAA